AUGCCUGCAUACAGUGAGGAGGAUAUUGCCUCUUUACCCCCCGCCAUCAGAAGAAAGUUCUUCUCGAAUGUCGAGCGGUUGCGUAUGCGGUUAGAUCAGGAUGCCCCUGGUUGCUCCACGUCAGACCAUGCUCGAGUAUAUCGGUCGAAUAGCGCUCACGGGCCAAGCCUCCACUCGCGCGGGCUUCGAACUCCUCCCGGAAACAGGAGACGGGGGUUAGAGAAGCGGAUCACUUCACCUAAGAAAUUGCGCAAACCCGGUUCCUUGCAAUCGGCCUACUUGAUCGCCCAAGCCGACUCACAAUGCUUUCACGCUCUCCCCGCUAAGGUACAGCAAAAGCUUUUCUCUCCCGAGGAACGUCGUCGCUUGCGCCUCGCCUAUCGUGAGAGCGUCAUUCUGGACGCCGCCGACGAGGCAUUCUAUCGCGAUUCUAAUUCCCGACGACGACUGUCUACCGAUUCUUUGCCUUCUUUGCCGUCGGAGACCUCUCUUCUAUUGACCACCCCGCCUCGGUCUUUUGGGAAUCGGAUUCCAAUUCCGACUUUCCGCUGGCUCGACGGCGAUGGAGAUUUGGAUUUGUCGCUAGAUGAGUAUCAUGCGCAUAUCGCCGAUGCAGCCAUCAGAAAAGCUCCUCGCCGUCGAACCUCUUUCCGUCGUUCAUUAUCUUUUUCAACAUAUUCCUCCCCCAAGCAUCGUCAAACCGCAUCGGUGCCACCUCAGAACGCCAUCCCUCGAAGCAUCCCACCAAGCCAAUCAUUACCCCCAUUCGGUCCUCUUCUCAACCACAAUCCCUCUUCGCGUCCGGGAUCUCGCAACCAGUCCAGCCAUGCUCCUAAAUCAUCCACUUCCAGCAUGGACCCGUCCGCCCAAUAUUACCAAGAUCCCGAUGCUCGUCUGAAACUGCGCGUGUACCUUGCGUCGCCACAGAAAUUCGACGAAGCAAUUGAGUUCGGGUUUCCAGCACUGGACCAAAACAAGGAGAACAUGGCACCAGAAACCCACUCCCCUUCGAUCUCGAUGGCACAGGAAUACGCCGGGACAUUCUUCGAAGACGACGAUGGAACAAUGGUUGGAAGUCCAGGAGGUUCAGUGGUGGAAGAGCCUGCUCUAUCCAUGGCAUCCCAGAUGCGAGAAACUCCCCGUCCAUCCGUGGAUACACCAUCACUACUACAACGUCGUCAGUCAUUCUUACCGGCAUCUCGAACUGGUCCGCAGCGAUUACCUGGAAAUCGCGAAAUGACAUUAAAAAUGACAUUAACACGACCGGACCUUCGAACUGAGUCUCCAACCUCAUCACCCUCCUCCGAGGAUCCCUUGCGACUUGCCGCUCUACCACCAGCCGAUCGGAACCAGCAUCUAUGGGAUGAUCUGGACGAUGAACAAAGCGUGGUAAAGAAAAUGUGGCGCAAGUUACGUCGCAGAGCAUGA
Messenger RNA from Penicillium malachiteum, 1428 nucleotides. RefSeq lists its product as uncharacterized. The transcript has 3 exons. NCBI's taxonomy places the organism in Eukaryota, Fungi, Ascomycota, Eurotiomycetes, Eurotiales, Aspergillaceae. The record is from RefSeq and is a predicted model, not a curated record. Bases 1 to 1428 code for a protein of 475 amino acids.